Vittaforma corneae ATCC 50505 is the source of this 366-nucleotide messenger RNA. RefSeq lists its product as uncharacterized. The transcript has a single exon. The record is from RefSeq and is a predicted model, not a curated record. Gene Ontology annotation, molecular function: ATP binding; ATP-dependent protein folding chaperone. Gene Ontology annotation, biological process: protein folding. NCBI's taxonomy places the organism in Eukaryota, Fungi, Microsporidia, Nosematidae. Bases 1 to 366 code for a protein of 121 amino acids.
AUGAACGAACGAUCAAGUAAAGUUUCAGAAACUAUCGAUCAAGCAGUGCACAGUUUAUUUCUGACACUUUCUUCUUCAUAUGGACCAAAAGGAAUGGAUAAAAUGUUAAUUCAAGGAAAGAACACUGUCAUUACUAACGAUGGUGCAACCAUAAUGGGUUUUUAUAAAACUCAUCCUAUCCAUAAAAUACUCAGUAACGUGAGUAUAACACAGGAUACAAACUGUGGUGAUGGAACCACAUCUGUAGUACUUCUAAUAGGCUGUCUCAUGGAGCAAGUAAAGAAGAUGAAGGAUGCACAGAUUCAUCCUUCAAAAAUAGUAAAUGCCUUAGGAAAUUGUAAAGAAAUUGGCAAUGAAGUACAUUGA